This is a messenger RNA of Dipodomys ordii (Ord's kangaroo rat), 1926 nucleotides long. It is a transcript of the gene Dedd2, whose product is annotated as death effector domain containing 2. The coding region runs from base 133 to 1116 and encodes 327 amino acids. The record is from RefSeq and is a predicted model, not a curated record. Gene Ontology annotation, cellular component: nucleolus. NCBI's taxonomy places the organism in Eukaryota, Metazoa, Chordata, Mammalia, Rodentia, Heteromyidae. Gene Ontology annotation, biological process: extrinsic apoptotic signaling pathway via death domain receptors; apoptotic process; regulation of apoptotic process. The transcript is spliced from 5 exons. Gene Ontology annotation, molecular function: DNA binding; protein binding.
GCAGGCGUAAUAAUAGAGAAGGUGCCAGAAAGAUCCAAAACAAGUGGCUGCGGCCGUCGCCCGGGGAGUCCAUCGGACGCCGGAUUCCGGCCUUGGUUCUGAACUUGUUCCGCACCCCUCCCCCUCCCGGGAAUGGCGCAGUCCGGGUCGACCCCGGCCCCGAGCUGGGAGGAGGAUGAGUGUUUGGAUUACUACGGCAUGCUGUCGCUUCACCGUAUGUUCGAGGUUGUGGGCGGACAACUGACCGAAUGUGAGCUGGAGCUUCUGGCUUUCCUGUUGGAUGAGACCCCCGGCGCCGCCGGUGGGCUGGCCCGUGCUCGCAGCGGCCUAGAAUUGCUACUGGAGUUGGAGCGUCGUGGUCAGUGUGACGAGAGCAACCUGAGGCUGCUGGGCCAACUCCUGCGGGUGCUGGCCCGCCACGACCUGCUCCCGCACCUGGCCCGCAAGCGGCGGCGGCCAGUAUCUCCGGAGCGCUAUAACUAUGGCAGUUCCAGUUCUUCUUCUAAAAGGACUGAAGGUAGCUGCCGGCGUCGGCGGCAGUCAAGCAGUUCCUCAGAUUCUCAGCAGGACCAGUGGGACACAGGUUCCCCUCCAACCAAGCGCCAGCGGCGGAGUCGGGGCCGGCCAAGCAGCGGUGGUAGACGGCGGCGGAGAGGGGGCCCAGCGACCCCUCAGCUGCCGCAGGAGCCUGCCAGGCCUGCGUCAGAAGGCAAAGUGACCUGCGAUAUCCGGCUCCGAGUUCGAGCGGAAUAUUGUGAGCAUGGGCCAGCUUUGGAACAGGGUGUGGCAUCCAGGAGACCCCAGGCAUUGGCCCGGCAGCUGGAUGUGUUUGGGCAAGCCACCGCUGUGCUUCGUUCAAGGGACCUGGGCUCCGUGGUGUGUGACAUCAAGUUUUCAGAGCUCUCCUAUCUGGACGCCUUCUGGGGUGACUAUCUGAGUGGCGCCCUGCUGCAGGCCCUUCGGGGUGUGUUCCUGACUGAGGCCCUGCGGGAGGCCGUGGGCCGGGAGGCCGUGCGUCUGCUGGUCAGCGUGGACGAGGCUGACUAUGAGGCUGGCCGGCGCCGCCUGUUGCUGAUGGAGGAGGAAGGGGGGCGGCGCCCACCAGAAGCCUCCUGAUCCUGGGUCUGGCAGGAUUGACCCCCACCUCUGAGUCUCCAGCCUUCUCCCCUGGGGGAUGAGCAUCUCUGCCUCUAGGGGACAGCAGCUCUGAGGACUGCACAGCAUGGCAGGCCCCUUGACAGCCUAUGUGUCAGGAUGUGGGCUCUGAAGCCUAAACCACUUCCAGCCCAGUUUCCUUCCCAAACUCUCCCCACCCCCAGCUGUGAUCCCUCAGCCUCGGGGGCUCAGGCCUGCAGUCCUCCAAGGUGGAGAGGCAGAGCCACACACUCACCAAAGCCCCCUGUACAUCGAGGCUGUGGGCACAUAUGUGUGUGCGCGUGUAUACACACACACACACACAUACACACACACACACACACUUUGAAAUCAUCCCUGGGCCCCUCCCUGCUCCACACAACUUCUUUGGCCUAAGGGCUUUUCUCUCAGGAUCUCUGAUUUUACCAUAUCCAUCUGGGCCUCAGCUGGCCAAUGGGCCCUGGAGCUGGGGUUCCUGUGGGGCCUGCUCACCUUGUCCAUACAUCUAGCCAGCCAGGGUUCUGCCUGGCAUCCACACAGACCCAGCUCUCUUUACUUUCCUCAUCUUCCCCAGAGCCAGAUACACGUAUACUUGGACCCUUGACUCAAGAGUGUCACACAUAGGUUUUGUGGUAGCCUCACAUCAAGGUCUGCUGUUGUCUAUGGGGUCAGGGCCAGAACCAGCCGCCACCUUGUAAAGGGAAGGCAAAGACUUGGGGCUGAUGGGAGGAUGUCUAACAAAUGGCACCAAUAAAAUGACCCUGGAAAGGGCAUAGGUGGGCCCCAAGCCUC